Spirodela intermedia is the source of this 984-nucleotide messenger RNA. NCBI's taxonomy places the organism in Eukaryota, Viridiplantae, Streptophyta, Magnoliopsida, Alismatales, Araceae. The record is from the annotation of a GenBank genome assembly.
AUGGAAGACGUAGAGAUCAACAGGUCCACAGAUGAACCCGCCGAGAGCUCCCAAUCCUCUAAGGUAUUAUACUGACCAAGAUCUCUCUCUCUCUCUCUUUCUCUCUCUCUCUCUCUCUCUCUCUCUCUCUCUCUAGCUCGCUAACUUCAUCUCUCUUCUCUAAAUAAGAGAUCGAAGAAGGGAGCUGAAGAGGGCACGGCAAGGCCGCGCCUGCUGCAUAGUCUGGGCCUCUCGUUCCUGGUCUUGGCCCGCAAGGCGUGCCGGGCGGUGCAAGACCUCGAAGGUCCCGUGGGCACCGUCGCCAAGAAGGUGGCAUCAAUGGCCGGCCCCCUCCUUUCCCUCCUUGAGGCGCAGUGGCUCUACCUCCUCUCUUCCACCGACGGCCGCAUCCUCGCUGUUGAGGACGCCGUCGCCUCCGCCUUCCCUCCUGCAGCUCGCCUCUUCCACGCCCUCGACAAAAAGAUAACCCUCCUCCCGGAGGCUCUCCCGGAGAAGGUCGACGAGUACCUGCUGGGGCGACUCCCCGCCAUUGUAGGCCAUUUGCCGUUCCUCGGCUGGGUCUCCACCAAGUGCGUCGCCGGCACGACGACGCCCUCCGCCGCCGGCGGGGACGACAGGGAGAUCGCCGGCGAGUACCUGCCGGAGGAUCCCAUGGGGGAGGAGAAGCUCGACUCUUCCAACGAGGAGGAGUUGCAGGAAUCCGAUUAUGAAUCGGGGAGCGCUCGGAGCUGUCACGAGGAUAUCAGGGAGGUGGAGGAAGCCUGUAAGGUGAUCCUGCAGAAGCUUCAGAGAGCAUGGUCCGUGAAGGAAGAAGCCCUCGAGAAGGAAGAAGGCCUUCGAAUGGUGGAGGUGGGCAUCGAGUUGCCGAUGGAGGAUCUGAUUCUGGAGCUGUUCGAAGUAGGGUGGUCGUUGAGGUCUUCAUGGCCGAGCUCUGCUGCUCGCCGUGGGAUGAGAAGAAGAUUGUUUCCUUGUCGAUGUAUAUAA